Messenger RNA from Momordica charantia (bitter melon), 2770 nucleotides. RefSeq names its product Protein phosphatase 2A regulatory B subunit family protein. The record is from RefSeq and is a predicted model, not a curated record. Gene Ontology annotation, cellular component: protein phosphatase type 2A complex. Gene Ontology annotation, biological process: signal transduction. Lineage: Eukaryota; Viridiplantae; Streptophyta; Magnoliopsida; Cucurbitales; Cucurbitaceae. Gene Ontology annotation, molecular function: protein phosphatase regulator activity.
UUAAUGGAAAAUUAGUGUUGUGUAAAGCGUUGCAUUUUCUCUCGGAAAAUGCCCAUAAGGCAGAGGUUUCUUCUUCUCGUUCUCGCAUCUACCGAGGAAAACGAGAACGAUAACAAAAACGAAAACCAAGAACAAAAUCAAAAACCAGAGGAGCAGCUCAUGUUCAAUUCCUCCAUUCUUUUCAUGGAAAUCGAACAUUAGCUAUUCUAAUUCGCCUCUCAAUCCAGGGAAGACGAAACCCACAACUCAAAAAAGCAACUUCUUCAUCAUCAUCAUCAUCAAACCCUCUUUCUUUUUCUCUUUCAUCUCCGUUAAUCUCCCCAAUUCCCUCUCUCUCUCUCCUUCUCUUAAUGUGGAGUGUUCUUGAUUGUGAAUGAUGGGAUUUGGAUUUACUUUUGCUGUCAUCAAACCCUAAAUCUUCUUCUUCUUUUCUUCUUUUUGUUUUGUUUUGUUAUUUUUCUCUGUUUAUACGUUUGUUAAAUUUCUUUGUUCUAGGAAUGCUGGCUACCUGAAUGUUGAUAGGACCGUUUUGUUUCCUCUUCCAUCCCGCUUUCUCUCUCUCUCUCUCGUUUGUGAGCUUGUUUGAAAUUUGAUUUUCCUUUUUUUAACUUUCCCUUUAUAACCCAUGUUGUUCCUUGGGAGGACUCGGGUGAACAAGAUUUUUGCGGAUCUGACAUUCAGUCAAUGUCCUCUGCAUUCUCUACAUUUUCCGUCCUGAGGUGUUUUCUGCUUCUGGGAUCUCAGAAAUCGUUGCUUACCCUUUGGAUUUGCUCAAAUUCAUGGUCGAGAGAUAGGGUUCCUUGUUACUAUUUUGGGCGUUUAUGUUCCCCGAUGAUCAAAUUUUCCUCCUGGGUCUGAUCUUCUUUUUGUUAUCGAAUCGUUUCUUCACAAUGCUCAAGCAGAUCCUCAGCAAGCUUCCUCGGAAGUCAUCCGACUCGUCCGAUUCACCAAGAACACCGCGGUCUUCAUCGCGUUCCAGUCCCAGAAGUAGCUCUACAUCUUCCGGCCCUGGGACCCCAAGAUCGAGCGGUGGAGCUUCUGCCUCAGGCCGGACCAAUGCUACUAAGCGAACUUCCUCUGCAGUGUUCCCGGCGAGCCUCGUGGCCGGAAUCGAGCCAUUGGUGCCUUUCAAAGACGUGCCCUCUUCCGAGAAGAUGAAUCUCUUCGUGAGUAAACUGAGCCUUUGUUGUGUUACCUUUGAUUUCACGGACCCCAGUAAGAAUUCCAUAGAAAAAGGUGUUAAAAGACAAACGUUGAUUGAACUAGUGGAAUUUGUUAAUGCUGGGUCCAUGAAAUUCAGCGAACCUGCGAUUAAUGCCUUGUGUAAAAUGUGCGCUGUUAACCUGUUUAGAGUCUUUCCACCGAAUUAUCGAGCUAACAUGGUUGGUGGUGUUGUUCUUGGUGGUGAAAAUGACGAUGAUGAGCCCACGUUUGAUCCUGCUUGGCCUCAUUUACAGCUUGUUUAUGAUUUGCUGCUUAAGUUUAUACAUUCUACUUAUGUUGAUGCUAAGGUAGCAAAGAAGUAUAUGGACCAUUCGUUCAUUUUGAGACUGUUGGAGUUGUUUGAUUCGGAGGAUCCUAGAGAAAGGGAAUGUUUGAAGACGAUUAUGCAUCGGAUAUAUGGGAAGUUCAUGGUUCAUCGGCCUUUCAUUCGCAAGUCUAUCAACAAUAUAUUUUAUCGGUUUGUAUCCGAGACCGAAAGACAUAAUGGCAUCGCUGAGUUGCUGGAGAUAUUCGGAAGUAUAAUCAGCGGGUUUGCAUUACCUCUUAAAGAGGAGCACAAGAUCUUCUUGUGGAGGGUUUUGAUUCCUCUGCAUAAGCCGAAGUCUGUAGGUGCCUAUUUUCAACAACUUUCAUACUGCAUUACACAGUUUGUAGAGAAGGAACCAAAGCUAGCGAGUGUUGUGAUUAAAGGACUGUUAAAAUAUUGGCCGAUAACGAGUAGUCAGAAAGAGGUAAUGUUUCUGGGUGAGUUAGAGGAGAUUUUGGAAGCAGUUAACAUGGUGGAAUUUCAGAAAGUCAUGGUUCCCUUGUUCUGGCGAAUCGGAUGCUGCAUAAACAGUUCGCACUUUCAGGUGGCUGAAAGGGCCCUUUUCUUGUGGAACAAUGACCACAUCGUAAACUUGAUCGCGCACAACAGACACGUGAUAUUGCCCAUCGUACUUCCCGCCUUAGAGAGGAAUGCCCAGAUCCACUGGAACCAAGCAGUGGUGAACCUAACCCUUAACGUUAGAAAGAUAUUCAUGGAGAUGGACGAUGAGCUAUUCAUAUCCUGCCAUGCCCAUGCCAAGGAGGAAGAAGCAAAGAUAAGCUCGGCAGCCAACAAACGGAAGCAGGUAUGGGAGCAACUCGAGAACGCAGCUGCGAGCGUCCAACCAAUGGCCGGGAAAACCGCUGUGCUGGUAACUCCCUUAGCAUCCUCAAUAGCCUGCUGAAGUUGGUUCCAUUGAUGAUAAACAUGUAAUGUAAGAUUCCCUCACUCCCACUCUCAAAUCAGUGCCACUGCCACACCCCUUUAUUUUCUUUGUUUUUCUGUUGUCUUUUGCAAUUGAGGGUGGAAAAUGGAAAUACCAGAGGGGAAAUGUGAUGUGUUGGUGGGUAGGAAUGGGAAUAUGUAAUUUUGGGUUGGUUGGUGCUGUGGCAGCCAAUCUUUGUAACCUUAUUUUGGAUCCUGUAAUUUCUCUGUCGCCAUUAUGACGUUGGAUGUUAACUCCUCUGCAAGUUCAUCGGAAAGUUCUUGCAGUGCAUUUCAGAAAAUCUUUUCCCCUUC